AUGGCUGCUGCUCAGCAGGUCUACAACACUUUCGAGCUUCUUGAGAUGAUACUUGGAUACCUGCCUGCUCGAGAUGUACUGCGAUGCGAAGCAGUAUGUCGCCAAAUGCAGUUCGUAGCGAAGACUUCUCUUCCGCUCAGACAGAAGCUGCAUCUGGAAGCCAACCCAACAAGCUCGCUACUCACAGCUAAUGUUGAGCCGAGAUUCUUCCACACGUAUCACGCGAUCGGUAUUGGGCAGCAUUUCGCAUGUGGGGAGAUUGAGCUCUGGCGGCUUCCUCGUCGUGAUGAAAGUCAUGGGAGCUGGCGUAGGAUGUUUCCGUGUCAGCCAGCUCCGGCUGCUAUUUUGCUUGGAGUUCCGAGAAGAUAUUCGAAAAGACCACUGUUGACGGCAGGAGAAGGGCAACAAGGUGUUACAUUCGGCAUGAUUAUGGACACACUGUUCAAGUAUUCUGAUGAGACGGCCUGGGAGCAGGGCAUGAGAGCAAAGUUCUAUGCCUUGAGCGAAGCUGAGAUUCCGUUCUUCAUGGCGCGAUACGACUGCGAACAAGUGUCUAUGGGAACAAGAGGGACGACGUGAAGUCAAGAGAACAUCAGAGAAUGACACUCACUUGAGCACAAAUGCUCUUGCUGUGCCAUUGUAGAUGUACGCUGAGAUACACCACAUGGUCCCUCGAUAACCUCUCGACAACAAUGCAGUCGCAGAACGCCAAAUAUAACCUAGGUCUU
Pseudocercospora fijiensis CIRAD86 is the source of this 728-nucleotide messenger RNA. RefSeq lists its product as uncharacterized. Gene Ontology annotation, molecular function: protein binding. Lineage: Eukaryota; Fungi; Ascomycota; Dothideomycetes; Mycosphaerellales; Mycosphaerellaceae. The coding region runs from base 1 to 579 and encodes 192 amino acids. The transcript has a single exon. The record is from RefSeq and is a predicted model, not a curated record.